Molecule: messenger RNA, 1626 nt
Organism: Yamadazyma tenuis ATCC 10573
Lineage: Eukaryota; Fungi; Ascomycota; Pichiomycetes; Serinales; Debaryomycetaceae
Gene: CYC1
Product: cytochrome c
Biological process (GO): mRNA splicing, via spliceosome
Cellular component (GO): catalytic step 2 spliceosome
Molecular function (GO): electron transfer activity; RNA binding; heme binding
Source: RefSeq, a predicted model, not a curated record
AUGUCACAAACAUCUACAGAAUGGAUACGACUCCGCACAUCGAUUGAAGCAUUGGUAGACAACCUCAACGAACACAACAUUGAUACGAUCGCGGUGGAGCUUUUCAAGCUCAAUUUGUUCAAGGGAAAAGGUCUUCUUGUAAGGAAAUUGAUGUUAUCGCAGAGAACCUCAAGGAAACCAGCUUGGGUAUAUGCGAGUUUGGUGAACGUGUUGAACUUCAAAGUGCCCGAUAUAGGAAAACUAAUUGUCAUUAGGUUACUUAUUGUCUUCAAAAAUGAGUAUUUGCAUAACAUGUACGUGAACAUCGACUUGGUGUGUGAGUUAGUCAACUAUCACGUUGUAAACAACUUGGUGAUACUCCAAAUUCUCGAACUUUUGAUGAGCAACAUCACUGACGACAGCAUCGGUGUGGUGAUACGGAUCCUAAAACAUAGCGGUGCUGUACUCCCUACAAACAUUGUUUACGCCAUAAUCGAUAAAUUAAGAAACUUGGUGAACGAAAAGCAGGUCUCCAAUACUAGCAAAAGUUCCAUUGAAAAACUACUCCAAAUAUGGAGAAGAGGGUUCAAAGACUUUACUGCCAUUCUCAUCGAUGGCGAAAUGUGCCAUGAAAUAGACUUGGAGGAUGAACUAGAUGCCUCUAUUAAGUUACUCAAAGACGACGGUAAAGAGUACCAUGAGUACGAAACGCUAAAACGGGAAAUUCUUGGUGAACUCGAGGAAGGAGCACUUGAAGAAGAGCAUCGCCCCGAAGAGCCGCAGCAACAUGUCCUGGCGGAACCGGUGGUAGACAUGUCACAGGCCGAGCUCAUCGGUCUCCAGAAAACCGUCUACUUGACCAUCAUGUCCAGUCUUUCGUCCGAAGAGUCGGUACACAAACUUCUUAAGUUGAACUACAAGCCUGAAAUCCUCGCCGAAAUCGUCAUCAAAAGUUGUGUUCAAGAGAAGACAUACUCAAAGUACUACGGAACCAUCUGUGAGAUUCUCAGCGUGAAGUUCACCAAGUACAAGCAUGAGUUCACGCGGCUCUUCGAGGUGAACUACGAAAACAUCCAUCAGAUCGAGUUGAACGGGAUCCGGAAUCUUGGCAAGCUCUACGGAUAUUUGGUGGCCACUGGAAAGUUACCUGUAACUAUUCUAAAAGUCAUCUCGUUGACUGAGGCAAACACCAACUCAUCAAAUCGGAUAUUUAUCAAGUUUUUGUUGAAGGAAAUGGUCGAAGAGGUCGGUACGCCCACCGUAAAAGACAAGUUGACUGGGAAUAUGCAACAGCUUUCUGGGAUGUUUCAGAUGGAUGGAAAGAGAGACGACUUGGUAUUUGCAAUCAACUAUUUCACAGCCAUUGGAUUGGGAAUGCUUACAGACGAGAUGAGAGACGAGUUGGAGAGCCGCAAAAGAGGAAGAAAGCGUGAACGACAUGAGGUUGGUAGUCGAAGUGGUAGUGGUAGUUAUAGCAGAAGUGGUAGUGGCAGUUACAGUAGAAGUGGUAGCAGCAGCUAUAGCAGAAGUGGAAGCAGUCGCAGCGCUAGUUACAGCCGGAGUCCCAGCCGAACGCCCAGUCGGGCGACCAGCCCGCACCACCGCGCUACUGACGAACGUGACUCGCAGGGUACGAGUGGUCACUGA